Messenger RNA from Komagataella phaffii GS115, 4410 nucleotides. RefSeq names its product Plasma membrane ATP-binding cassette (ABC) transporter, multidrug transporter involved in multidrug. NCBI's taxonomy places the organism in Eukaryota, Fungi, Ascomycota, Pichiomycetes, Pichiales, Pichiaceae. Gene Ontology annotation, molecular function: ATP hydrolysis activity; ABC-type transporter activity; ATP binding. Gene Ontology annotation, cellular component: membrane. The record is from RefSeq and is a predicted model, not a curated record. The transcript has a single exon. Gene Ontology annotation, biological process: transmembrane transport. The coding region runs from base 1 to 4410 and encodes 1469 amino acids.
AUGGAAAGAGAUACCCACGAGGCUGAUCCUGCCCAGCCUGUCCUCUCGCAUAAUAACAGCUCUGGCGAUGAGGUGCUGAGCUACCGUGCAGAAGAUGAGCAAGCUCAGUUGGAAGGUGUUAAUCUCGAUAGGCUACAAUCGUUGACCAAGCAAAUGUCUCAUGUCACAGCGUCAGAAAUGGCUACCAUGGUCGACCUCAACGACUUUGACCUGACUAGAAUUUUGGCUGUAUUUGCAGAAAAGGCUGAACAGAGAGGCCUUCCAAUCAAGUCUACAGCUGUCGAAUUGAAAGAUGUCAGUGUUUUAGGAGUAAAUGAUUCCGCUUCACUAUUGCCCACUGUGUCAGACCUGUUGUAUCUUCCAAGUACGAUAGCCAGAAAAAUAAGGAAUAGAAAGCCCGCGUUGAGGCAUAUUCUCAAAGGUGUUGAUUUUCACACUGUUCCAGGGGAAAUGUGUCUGGUUUUGGGUCGUCCAGGUGCCGGAUGUUCGUCCUUAUUAAAGACUAUUGCUGGAGAAACUAGUCACUUCGUCAGAGUAGAGGGUGACAUUGCCUAUAACAAUAUUCCUCAAGCAGAGAUGGUGAAACGAUUCAAGAACGAGUUGAUCUACAACCCUGAGCUGGACUUGCAUUUUCCUCAUUUAACAGUUGAAGAAACCCUUUCAUUUGCACUUGCGUGCAAAACUCCAAGAAUUCGAAUUGACGAUAUAUCCAGGAAAAAGCAUGUUGACAACUGGCUUAAGAUCCUAUUGACGGUUUAUGGUCUCGGCCACACCCGUAAUACCAUUGUCGGUAACGACUUUGUAAGAGGAGUUUCAGGAGGUGAAAGGAAAAGAGUCUCCAUUGCUGAAGCUAUGGCUGCUAACGGAACAGUUUAUUGUUGGGAUAAUGCAACUAGAGGACUAGAUGCUUCUACUGCUCUGGAGUUUACGGAAUCGGUAAGAGCAACUACCAACUUGGAGCAGACCACUUCGUUUGUGACCCUUUAUCAACCCAGUGAACGAAUUUAUGAACUUUUUGAUAAGGUUUUGGUGUUAUACGAAGGUCGCCAAAUUUAUUUUGGCCCUGCUGAUGCCGCAAAGCAGUUUUUUGUUGACAUGGGAUACGACUGUCCUCCACGUCAAACAACUGGUGAGUUCUUAACCGCCGUGACGGACCCUUUGCAAAGAUACCCACGCCCUGGUUUUGAGAAUAGGGUUCCAAUUAAUGCUGAUGAAUUCCAGGAAUACUGGAGGGCAUCCUCUACUUACUCGGAUUUGCAGAAUCAGUUCCAAGAGACCCUGAAAGCAGGUCUUUCCGAGACCACUAAAGAGACAUUUUUGAAAGCCGCUGCUAAUGAAAAAAUGAAAGGUGUCAGCGAUAAUUCUAAGUAUACUGUUAACUACUUUGAACAGUUGAGGCUUUGUAUUGUUAGAGGUUUCCAACGAAUCAAAGGUGAUAUCAAUUAUACAAUAGUUAUGGUGGUCUCAGCACUCAUUCAGGGUUUAGUUGUUGGUUCCUUGUAUUGGAAUACUCCUGAGAACUCGUCUGGUGUCUUUGGUAGAGCCGGUGUGAUCUUCUUUGCUAUUCUUUUCUUUGUUUUGAUGUCAUUAGCUGAGAUUGCAAAUAUUUUCAAAGAUCGCCCUGUGCUGGCUAAACAGAUAGGCUACUCUCUUUACCAUCCAUCAACUGAGGUUAUUGCCAAUGCCCUAAUUCAGAUCCCAGUGAAGUUCAUUGCCUCUCUAUUUUUCAGUAUUGUUGUCUAUUUCCUUGCAAACAUGAAAAGACAACCUGGGCCGUUUUUUGCCUUCCUUCUAUUUGUUAAUUUGGGUUCUCAAACUAUGGCUGCUUUGUUCAACCUAGUUGCUGCCGUGUCCCCCACUUUAGCAGUUGCUAAUGCGUUUGACGGUUUGCUUGUGUUAUCCUCUGUUCUUUACACAUCCUAUAUGAUUCAACGACCUUCUAUGGUUCCUUGGUUUGAGUGGUUCUCGUACAUGAACCCAAUGCUGUAUGCUUUUGAAUCAAUGUUAACAAAUGAGUUUCAUGGUUCUAUUAUUGAUUGCUCAGACGUUGAUUUGAUUCCCAACGGUCCUGGUUAUGAAGAUUACCCUGAUCAAUACCGGUCUUGUGCCAUUACCGGUGCAAACGGAAGAACUUACGUUGAUGGAGAUACUUAUCUCGACCUAUCCUUUGAGUACUCCUACUCUCAUAUCUGGAGAAAUAUGGGAAUCCUUUUCUUGUUUUAUGUCGCCUUUUUGGUUAUUCACUCAGUCAUGUCAGAGAUAAUGAACAUGUCCACCAGUACCGCCGAUCGUUUAAUUUUCCUCAAGGCCAAUGAUCUACCCGUUGAGGUUGCUGCAGCACUGAAUGGUUCCGCUAGUAGUAACGAUGAGGAGACUGGUCAAGAUACUUCUCUGAACGAAAAAUAUGAACUGGAGCGUGACAAAUCUGAAGUAAAAGUCAGCGAUAAAUUGUUGGGUUCUGAUGAAGUAUUCACUUGGAAAGAUGUAAACUAUGUCAUCCCGUACCAAGGCUCUGAAAGAACUUUGUUAGACCACGUUCAGGGGUAUGUUAAACCUGGUACGUUAACUGCGCUGAUGGGUGAAUCUGGUGCUGGUAAGACCACUUUGCUGAACGUGUUGUCUCAAAGAAUAGAUGUGGGUGUAGUUACUGGUGAUAUGCUUGUCAAUGGUAAUCCAGUUUCUGCGUCUUUCAAGAGAAGAACUGGUUACGUCCAGCAACAAGAUCUGCACAUCUCAGAGUUGACUGUAAGAGAAUCAUUAAUCUUUGCUGCUAAACUUAGAAGACCACUGUCAGUACCUGUUGCAGAGAAAAUUCAAUAUGUUGACCAAGUGAUUGAAAUCCUGCAGAUGACCAAGUAUAAAGAUGCUGUCGCCGGUGAACUAGGUGCCGGUCUGAACGUUGAGCAGAGGAAAAAAUUAUCAAUUGCCACAGAAUUAGUAUCUAAACCCGAUUUGUUGUUGUUUUUGGAUGAGCCUACUUCUGGAUUGGAUUCUCAGUCUUCCUGGGCUAUUGUCAAGUUGUUGAGACAGCUUGCUGAUGCUGGUCAGGCUAUUCUUUGUACUAUUCACCAGCCAUCUGCAACUCUCUUUGAGCAAUUCGACCGAUUACUCCUUUUGAGAAAAGGAGGACAAACCGUUUACUUCGGAGAUAUUGGUGAGAAUUCAUCCGUAAUAACCGGCUACUUCGAAAGAAAUGGUGCAAGAAAGUGUUCUCCUGCUGAAAAUCCGGCCGAGUACAUAUUAGAGGUGAUCGGUGCGGGAGCCACUGCUUCUAUCACUGAAAAUUGGUUUGAUGUUUGGAUUAAGAGUCCAGAAUCCCAAGAAGUAUCUCAGGAAAUCUCAACCUUAGUAACAAGAGCUGGGAACAGCACAUCAUCAGUCGAUGAUGCUGCGCACUUGGGAACAUUUGCAACACCAUGGCACUAUCAAUAUCAGUUAGUUCUACAGAGAACAGCUCAACAAUUUUUCAGGGAUAUGGAAUACUUUAUGGCCAAGUUCAUGUUAUUGCUUUCUGGAGGUUUAUUGAUUGGAUUCUCUUUUUGGGACGUUAAACAUACUAUUGUUGGAAUGCAAAAUGCGAUGUUUGCUGUCUUCUCUGCUAUGAUUCUUUCCGCUCCCCUGUCUAAUCAAAUUCAAUCGAAAGCCAUUGCAUCCAGAGAGUUAUACGAAGCUCGUGAAUCAAAAUCUAAUACUUUCCAUUGGUCAGCUUUGCUUUUGUCACAGUUCUUGGUGGAGAUUCCAUACUCUGUUGUGUUCUCUACCAUAUUUUACAUUUGUUGGUAUUUCCCUGUUCAAUUGGAUAACGCUCCUGAAAGAGCCGGAGUAUGGUGGUUGCAUUACUGUAUCUUCUUCCAGUUGUAUUAUAUUUCAUUUGCCCUGGCCACAGUCUAUUUUGCUCCAGACCUUCCGACAGCAAAUGUUAUUCUAUCUUUCCUGUUUAACUUUAUUUUUGCGUUCUGUGGUGUUGUUCAACCAGUUGACAUGAUGCCAGGCUUUUGGACAUUCAUGAACAAGGUUUCUCCCUACACUUACUUUGUUCAAUCCUUCUUAGGUAACGUUUUACAUGGAAGAGAAGUCCAUUGUGCUGCUAACGAAAUGACAUACAUUCAACCCCCCAGUGAGCAGUCAUGUGGGGAAUACCUUACACCAUUCAUCGAGGAACACACAGGUUAUGUGGCAAACCCAGGUGCAUUUGAAGAUUGUGGUUUCUGUAAAUUUGCAGUCGGUGACCAAUAUUUGAGCACGGUUGGAAUUAAGUACAGCUAUGGUUGGAGAAAUGUUGGAUUCUACUGGGUAUACAUUGUUUUCAACCUGAGUGCAAUGCUUUUCUUGUAUUACAUGUUUAAAGUCAGAAAGCAGUCAAUUUUUGCUCCUAUUAUUGGACUUUUUGGGAGAAAGCAAAAGGAUUAA